UGGGAAUUCUGCUGAAAACUUGUUUGCACUAGGAUGAACUGACUGAGACAUCUUAUCUGCCGUUGUCACAUCCGAUAUCCUCUAUAUAGGGCGAAACAAUUCCUCGCGGCGUUCAAAAUACAAUUCCCUGCGUGGUACAGUCGCAGACAGCUUGAAAUACCGGCUCUGUGAGACAAGGCUCGCAAUGCCUGCGCCGUCCGUUGUGAAAACCGACUCUCAGCCAGUUUUAAAUGUUGAUAGCUACUACCACUUUGAACGCCACACGACAAAGGAAAACAUCGACACCCUAAACAGAAUACGGUUCCACGCAAAGCCACGCGACGGCCAUCGACACUUGGACAUCGGGUGCGGGCCGGGGACCUUCACGGCAGACUACCUGGUUCCUUUGUCUUUGCCGUGCAAAACCAUUCUGGCCAUCGACAAAUCACCCUCGAUGAUCGACUUCGCCACGAGAAACUCCGCGCACAGGAACGUAGAGUACCGUGUGUUCGACUUCGGCGGCACUGACGUCACGGAGCUGCUGAACGCGUACGGCCACUUCGAUCGCGUCUAUUCGCUCCUGUGCUUCCAUUUCGUCAAAGAUCAGACUAAAGCCUUCAGGGACAUUGCGCGGCUGCUGACACCGAGAUCCGGGGAGUGUCUGGUGAUGUCCGCACUCGCCACUGAGGCAGUGGAUGCUUGGCUCCAAAUGCACCUGAUGGAACGCUGGAGAGAAGUGACUCCCGACCCGAAGUUAUUUUACUCAAAUCAAUUCAAGUUUGACUUCGACAAGAACGUAUCUGACGUCGAAUCAGAAAUGCGAUCUAUGGUCGCAGAAGCCGGGCUGCGUUGCCUUGAAUGCUACAUUUACGAAACAGAAUGGCCGUUUCCUGAUGCCAGAAGUUGUGUCGAUGCCUGUUUUGACGCGUGUGGAUUAUUCAAGGGCGUUCCCCCCUUGGAUAUCGAUGACGUUAAGAAGGACUGGACGCGCAUCCUUGAUGAGCGCUCAGGAAAAGGGCCUGGAGCGUUCUCCAUCAAGAUGACGUGGUUCUGCGUUCAUGCUCAAUCACCGUCCACGUAAAUGAACUAUUCAUGGAGUACAACAUCAGCUGA
Messenger RNA from Dermacentor albipictus, 1092 nucleotides. Its product is annotated as juvenile hormone acid O-methyltransferase-like. Lineage: Eukaryota; Metazoa; Arthropoda; Arachnida; Ixodida; Ixodidae. The record is from RefSeq and is a predicted model, not a curated record. Gene Ontology annotation, molecular function: S-adenosylmethionine-dependent methyltransferase activity.